Messenger RNA from Dendronephthya gigantea, 1909 nucleotides. RefSeq names its product cytoskeleton-associated protein 5-A-like. Gene Ontology annotation, cellular component: kinetochore; spindle pole; centrosome. Gene Ontology annotation, molecular function: microtubule plus-end binding; microtubule plus end polymerase activity. The transcript is spliced from 17 exons. The annotation marks the transcript as partial. The record is from RefSeq and is a predicted model, not a curated record. Gene Ontology annotation, biological process: mitotic spindle organization; establishment or maintenance of microtubule cytoskeleton polarity; centrosome duplication. NCBI's taxonomy places the organism in Eukaryota, Metazoa, Cnidaria, Anthozoa, Malacalcyonacea, Nephtheidae.
GCUCUUCGUAUAACAUUCAAAAUAAACUAGGAAAUAAGUCAGUGAUCUUUGGAAAUGUACCAACAAAGUUGUUGGCAAUUGAAAUCUACAAGUGGAUCAAGGAUGCGGUGAAGGCUCAAUUGACAAACAUUAAACCUGUCCAGAUGAAAGAGUUAGAAGAGGAGUGGGCUAAACUGGACCCAGCGUCACCCAAACCAACUAGAUUUACGCGAUCACAACAAGGAAAGCAAGCACAGGCACCACCGCCCAGUGAAGCAGUUGGGAGCACUAGUGGAGAAAUUGUCGAAGAAGAAUCACACGCUGUUGACGUUGAUCCUUACGACCUACUUGAUGCCGUUGAUAUUUUGUCUAAAAUUCCUAAAGACUUUUAUGAGAACAUGGCAGCAACAAAAUGGUCAACAAGAAAAGAGGCAUUGGAGCAACUGGACAAGCUGACAUCCAAUCCAAAGAUUGAAGGUGGACAAUAUGGGGAGCUAAUGGCCGUAUUAAAGAAGGCAAUUACAAAAGAUAGCAACGUGAUGGUUGUUGCUCUGGCUGGAAAGUGUGUGGCUGGACUGGCAACCGGUCUUCGUUCGAAAUUUGCUCCGUAUGCAACAUCGGUUGUUUCAGCUAUUUUGGAAAAGUUUAAAGAAAAGAAAGUAAAUGUUGUCACAUCCUUAAGAGAAGCGAUCGAUGCGGUGUAUACAACGACAAAUAUAGCGGCCAUCCAGGAAGACGUGACCACGGCCAUUUCAAGCAAAAAUCCCUCCAGCAUGGAUGAUACGUCUGCCCCAGUGCGUGAUGCGGCUGCAGAGGCAUUGGGUACAUUAUUGAAACUGCUAGGCGAGAGAGCUAUGGGCCCUUUUGUUGACCAACUUGACAAGAUUAAACUUGAUAAGGUAAAAGAAUUUGCAGAGAAAGCGGAGGUUAGCACCGCGCCCAGUCGCGGAGGCGGUGCUGCUCCAGCUCCAGCUGCUGCUAAAGCGCAGCCUGUGAAAAAAACAGAAACUAAGUCUGCAGCUCCAAGCGGUCCAACCUCAAAAUCUACAACAUCUGAACCGAGUAAGAAACCCAGUACCGCUGGAGCUAAAGCUAAACCACCAAGCUCGUCUACCGACACAGCAAAGAAUAAGCCUGCUGGUAAAAAAGGAUCUGGUGGUAAGAAAGCUGCUAAAACUGAUUCAGCGACAUCUUUCAAAGAUGAUGAAGUGAUGAAAGAAGCAGAGAUGACGCCGGAGGAAGUAGACGCCAAAGCUGAAGAACUCAUCCCGGCCAAUAUCCGUGAACAAUUCGCCAGCACGAACUGGAGAGAGCGGUUGGCUGGGACAGAAGCCUUAACACAAUUUGUAAACGAUUUGGAUCCAAAAACUCUACCGUCCCAAGUUUUGAUCAGAACCAUGGCAAAGAAGCCUGGCUGGAAAGAAAGCAACUUUCAGGUUUUGAAGAACAAGUUCAAUCUGUGCGCUGUCAUUGCAACACUUUCAGCUUCGUUUUCCAAGAGAAGCGCAUUUUAUGCCAUAUCUGGCCUCGUGGAGAAGAUCGGUGAUAUCAAGUUGAAAGAGCAAUGUAAGGAGACAUUAAUGGUUUUCGCCGAGAAUCUUUCACUGAACUAUGUUAGCUUAAAGGUAUCGGGCUGUGCCAGUGGACAGAAAAAUCCAAAGGUUCUGUCAGAGAGUCUGAACUGGUUGUCAGAUGCAAUUAAGGCGUUCGGUAUGAAGUUUGACAUUAAGCCACACGUCAACUACAUAAAGCAAAGUCUGGCCCACACAAAUCCGGUCAAAGACGAGAAACCCCCAGCACCAACAAGAGGUGUGAUUUCCAAAAUUGCUGGUGCUGGUCAGGGGGAAUCAACAACAGCAGAUGAUGCCGAAGACGAUGGAGCUUCAUCUGUGACAAACCUGGCUGAUCUCAUUCCAAGAACAGAUAUAAG